CGACGACGCAUCAGCAUGGCCCAGGAGAUGAACGAGGAACUCGGUCGCGUGCUGCGGGAGCGCGGAGUCAUCGGCGACGCCCUCGACAACGUCGAGCGCAAGACCAGGGUCAAGCGGGAGCAGCUCGUCUACGGCGUGGCGGGGAUCGUGUGCCUGCUGUUCAUGAUGAACGUGCUGGGCGCCAAGUCGGCGCUCAUCAUCUCGACGGUGUGGCCCAUGCUGGGAAGUAUCCGGGCCAUCGACCGCGCGGACGUGCUGGCGCUGCAGAAGUGGACCGCCUACUGGAUCGUGUAUGCCCUGGUCAACGUCUUAUUCAACUUCCUAUUCGUGGCCAUCUACCGCUACUUCAAGCGCGUCUACUUCGUCAAGAUGCUACUGCUCGCUUGGUGCGCGGCGCCCAUGCAGGGCAACGGUGCCAACAUGAUCUUCCAGAAGUUAUUCGCCGGCAAAAUCUUCAAGGAGGGCCCCGCCCCCGCUCCUGCUGCAGCCGCUCCACCGGCUGCCGCCGCCACCGCCCCCGCCGCUGGCGGAAAGAAGGAGUCGCCCGACACGAGCCGCAAGAUGCGAAAGUAGUGUUGCUCGUGAAUAAAGAUUCUUGUGCUU
Molecule: messenger RNA, 603 nt
Organism: Rhipicephalus sanguineus (brown dog tick)
Lineage: Eukaryota; Metazoa; Arthropoda; Arachnida; Ixodida; Ixodidae
Product: receptor expression-enhancing protein 5
Exons: 2
Coding region: 16-573 (185 amino acids)
Source: RefSeq, a predicted model, not a curated record